Misgurnus anguillicaudatus (oriental weatherfish) is the source of this 1867-nucleotide messenger RNA. Lineage: Eukaryota; Metazoa; Chordata; Actinopteri; Cypriniformes; Cobitidae. The record is from RefSeq and is a predicted model, not a curated record.
AAAGUGCGUGUAGUACACAAACUGCACAGGAAAAAGGAUGUGUAACAGACAGAUUUGUUUACAGAGUUGUUUACAAACUCAAGGGAACAAUGCAGAUCCACAAAUUGAAUUUCCUAUUUCAUAUUACUAUAAAUUGUCAAGUUACUUCAUAAAAGACCACAAUACCACUACUUAUUUGUGAAUGUUAGUGAUAACUAACUGUUUCAAUAUGGCAAUCAAUAGCUGCCCAAUCUGCUUAAAACCUUUUUGCAAAUGAGCCAGCACCUCCAGGUGACCCACUCGAUAAAAAACUUGACUGAGAGUAAGCUGCUCCUGGCGCUGCAGUCGGGUAGGGUCAGUGUCCAAGAGAGAGCUGGACCGGAACCUAAAGUCUCAUGCAGAGCUCACGGCGGUAGCUCGCAGGGCAGCCGUGGCCAAGAUGAAAAGGAAAAAAAUCAUGUCGGACUUGGCUGCCCUGCGAGCCUCGGGACUGGAGGUUCCAAUGGCCUCCACGCUUGACCUGGAGAAGGUGGAGGACCGAGCUGAGAUGGCGAGCUGUGAGGAAGAAGCCUGUGAGCGGGGAGCUUGCCGCCAGGCGAGGGAGAUGGUGGCUGACCUCAAUAGUCAGGUAGAGACCCUCUCUUCCACAUUAAGGCAACUGACCCGUCCUUCCAGAAAAUGCAGCAGCGGUGGAAGAGGGGGCCUGCAGCGCACUUGAACCAAGUGACACGUAGGCUUAUGGGGUCGUUCCCGAUGACAGGGAGGAAGAUUUCAUGCCGCCUACCCGCUGCAGUAUCCAUCCACCCCGGCAUCCUACUCCUUACAGCAGUCAAAUUCACCUGGGUGCUCCGGAAAGUCCAGCCCUAACCCCCACUUCCCCGACCACAUCUCGGCCUUGAGUGAGUUUGAAUCUACCACCCGUCCCCCCUCGUAAAUUUCAUUGUGCUUUGUGUGUUUUUGAGCUAACUUGUCUGUUUUUUGUUCUCUCUCUCUGUCCAGACAUCCUGGUGGAGCAAUACCGAGAACAUUAAGAGGGACCUGAGCCCACCCCGAAGCUCCGGGAGAAUGUAAGCGGUAAAAUUUACCGCAUAUGAAAAUUUCUGGCUUCUCAUCAGCAAGGCCCUCUUGGAGGUUUGCAGAGAGCAGUCAAAGAAGGCGAUCAGUGAGAAACUCGAGCAGCUGGAGUCUGACAGGUCCCAAAAGACGCAGUACAUGCUGUACAGGUACAUGAUGGUGUUCCUGGCCUCCAUCUAUGGGCAAAGGUGCUGCGUUUAUCAGAACAUGACCAUUGAGGAGGUCAGGAACGCUGUCCAUUCGUCGGACACAUGGCUGAUAAAUGUCAACAUGGAUAAGACGAACCAGGCCUUCGGGCCUGCUCAGAUUGCCCUGAGCAAGGAGGAGUAUGCAUGGUUUACCCGAUUUUUGGAGAUCAAGAAUGAGCUUGUGGGCGGGCCUGGUGCUAAAUUCUUUUUCUUUACUUCCUCAACAAAGGCAUGUAAAAACCUCAACAAUUACUUUCAAGCGGUGUUGGUGGAUAUAGGGCUUCCAGGAAGCCCCACGUUCACAGACCUCCGGUCUGCCAUUGUGACAUGUAAGUUGUGGGGCCCCACCAUUUUUCCUGGACUGUUCUACCCUGUUUUGCCCCGUUCUGCUUCAAUCUGCCCCGUUCUUACCCGUCUGCAUCGUUCUUUCCCCAUUGUGAACUGUUCUGCCCCGUUCUUUCCCUGUUGUGAACUGUUCUGCCCCGUUCUUUCCCCGUUGUGCACUGUUCUGCCUCGUUUUAUCCCGUUCUGCCCCAUUUCUGCGAAAAAAAAUUAUUGUUGCUGUUGAUGAUGCUGUUGUUGCUUCCUGUUGUCUUUUUCAAUAAAUUUAAUCUUAAGUGUUGAAA